This is a messenger RNA of Microthlaspi erraticum, 954 nucleotides long. Lineage: Eukaryota; Viridiplantae; Streptophyta; Magnoliopsida; Brassicales; Brassicaceae. The record is from the annotation of a GenBank genome assembly.
AUGUUUGUAGUGGAAGAAACGACUCCGUCACUUGACCAUCCAAGAAGGUGGGGAAGAAAUCAGUGCUGGAGAAACACGAAGAUGGCGAGAGCAAUGGAAGCUGCGCGCUUUGACGAUAAUGGAUUGGAAGAACACAACAACGAGGAAUCAGUUUCAUGGGAUGAUCUGGAAAGAGACGCUGCUAGUAAGGCCGGUGGAUCUUCUGAAAGAUUACAGGCCUCGAGAUCUCACCUGAACGACUCUUUUAGAAAAGGUGACGAACCUUCAGGAGACUUGUACGAGUUGUGGAGGCAAGAACAGAACAGCAUUGCCGCAAGACUAGACAAAGAGCUUAAAUCCAGGUGGGAGCUAGAUGAGCUUAUUGAAGAGCAGCUGAGCAGAUACCAGUCCCAUUACUAUAAGGCCAUGGUUUCAACCUCGUUAAAGGAUGUCUCUAACUUCCUCAUGCCCCAGUGGGUACCACCUCAUGAGCUUGCUGCUGUGUCUUGGCUUGGAGACUGGCGUCCCACUUCCAUUCUUGACAUUCUUCGCGUUCAGGCCGCUCACAACCCUUCCUUCUCUCUGUCUGAGUCCUGUGAACGUGUGCUCUCUCAGCUUGUACGUGAGAUACGCAUAGAGGAGGCCGUGAUCGAUGAAGAGUAUGCAGAAAUUCAGGCCACUUGUGUUCUGCACCUUCCCUUUUCGCCGCUCUGCAAUGGUCAGUCGCAUGAAGAAGCUCUGAGUUCUGUGCAGGAGCUGUUUGGGAACAUCCAUAAAGUCGUCUCAAAGGCACAACGACUCAGGUAUAAAGUGUUGGAGCUGGUGAUGAAGAAGCUGCUUAAUCAAACAGAUACAGCCGAGUUCGUGGUCGCAUUUGCAGGAAUUCAAGACGCCAUCCACCAGUUUGGAGAGCAGAAGAAGCUAAAGAAGCAUUACCCUGCGGUUCCUUUGAAGGGAUCAGGAUCAUCCAGUUGA